AUAUAGUUUCCCAAUUUCACGCAAGAGGCCCCGGUGAGUCGACUGAGAAGAAAGCAAAGAAAACAAAAAUAUCUAAAGAUGGGGAAAGCGAAGCGAUACUGGCUUCUGAAAACAGAGCCAAGCGAGUGGUCAUGGUCAGACCAAGACGCGAACGGCGGCAUCAGCAAAUGGGACGGGGUCAAGAGCAAACAAGCCCAGAAGAAUCUCAAGUCCAUGGCUUCAGGCGACCUCUGUUUCUUCUACCAUUCCGGUACGAAAUCGAGAUGCGUUGUGGGUGUGGUGGAGGUGGUUCGUGAAUGGUACGCAGAUGAUGAUGACGGAGAAGGAGUGGUUGACGUCAAAGCUGUUGGAGAGAUGAGGAGAUUUGUCGAUUUGAAGGAGAUGAAAGGAGACAAAGGGAUUAAGGAUUUUGUUUUGUUUAGACAGCCGAGGUUGUCUGUUGUUCCAGUGGAAGAUGAUGUUUGGAAAAAAAUUUGUGAACUGGGAGAUGGGUUUUGGGGAAAUGGUAAGGAAGAUCGUGAAAGUAGCGAUGAGUCUUAAAUUGGUAGUCUGUUUUUUUUGGGUAUAAUUACGGAUGGUGUUAUUGUUAUGAUGCAUGAUUAAGACUCUAGUGACGCCAUUGAUGUUCUUCUUUUGUUAACUUAAGUAUGAUUUAUGAUCAUUGAUUGCGUUGUGGUGUGACUCCA
Messenger RNA from Brassica oleracea var. oleracea, 686 nucleotides. Its product is annotated as thymocyte nuclear protein 1. The record is from RefSeq and is a predicted model, not a curated record. Bases 79 to 540 code for a protein of 153 amino acids. Lineage: Eukaryota; Viridiplantae; Streptophyta; Magnoliopsida; Brassicales; Brassicaceae. Gene Ontology annotation, cellular component: nucleus. The transcript has a single exon.